AUGUCCGCCCAGACCGAACGCCGAAUUAUUGGUGAUGACUACAACCACGCCACGGAUGGCGAGUACAAGAAGCUCCGUGACAUGGCUCACAAGGAGUACGAGCGACGAAAGGAGCUGUCACAGAAGAGUCAGCAGGCCUACAAGAGCGGAGACGGCGCUGGAGCCAAGCAGCUGAGUGAGGAGGCAAAGAAGCACGGUGAAAAGAUGGACCAAUACAACCGACAGGCUGCCGAGUACGUUUUCCGAGAAAACAACACAGACUCCGCCCACGACGAGAUCGAUCUCCACGGUCUGUAUGUGGAAGAAGCCGAGGAGUUUCUGGGACAGAGAAUCCAGGCAGCCAUGCAGAGAGGUGAUCCUGUUGUCAAGGCCAUUGUAGGAAAGGGUCUUCAUUCUUCUGGAGGAGUGGCUAAGAUUAAGCCUGCCGUUGAGAAGCUGUGCAACGAGCACCGACUGCGUCAUCACAUCGACCCCAAGAACGCGGGAGUCAUGAUAAUUGAGCUGCCCAAUGGACCCCAGCAGCCUGGACAAGUGUACCAGCAGCCCGGACCUCAGCAGCAGCCUCAUUACCAGCAGCAGCAGCACCAGGGCAACUACCAGGGCAACCAGUACCACCAGCAGCAGCAGCAGGGCCAGGGAAAGAACGACAACCUUCUUGUCAACAUUCUUUGUUUCUGUAUUAACAAGUUUUUGAAGUAG
This is a messenger RNA of Yarrowia lipolytica CLIB122, 699 nucleotides long. RefSeq lists its product as uncharacterized. Lineage: Eukaryota; Fungi; Ascomycota; Dipodascomycetes; Dipodascales. The record is from RefSeq and is a predicted model, not a curated record.